GCGCCUUCAUUAAGCUGUAAAAUGUAGCAUACUUCGAUUUUUCAACAAAGAAACAGAUUUUUAUAAACACAGAUAAUGGAAUUUAAGAACCUGAGAGUAAAACCGCUCCAUAAAUUUCCUCAAUAUUUGAUUGGAUGCUGCGAUCUCCUGAACGACGAAUGGCCUAGAAGUAGAACGGCAAGAAUGUUGUCCUUGGAAGCAUCCAGUGACAAACUACCUACAAGUCUUAUUUUACUCGACGAAGAGGUUUUGCUGGGGCAUUGCAAGCUCACACCAAUACCCAGUUUACCGAACAGUUGUUUUCUAGAGGCCGUAGUUAUAAAGAAAUCGAUGAGAGGUAAAAAAUUGGGAACACACCUGAUGAGGCAAGUAGAGGAAUACUGCAGAAACGUGUUAAAGCUUGACAUGAUCCACUUGUCGACGAAGGGCCAGGAACAGUUUUACGCCAAAUUGGGCUACGAAGUAUGUCCUCCUAUCUCAAUAUUCGGAUCUAGUAUACCGACCAUUUCGACUGGUACUACAAGUAUUCAGAAAGGAGAUUCAAAACUUGCGGCGCCCUGUAUACCUGGUGGAAAUCCGCCCCCGCCCCCACCGCCACUGCCCAGCCCUGUCCCCACCACUGCCAGUACAUUAAAAACCAGCAAGACGUACAUGUGCCGACAUUUAGUAGGUCCCACCAAGUAAAUCUUACUUAGGAUAUUGCCAUAUCAUACAACAAGCCACUCAGUAUUGCUAAAACAUGUUUGAAGCCAUAUGCUUUCUGUAGAUUGUAAGUAUUUUAUAAGCCACCGCAUUGUGAACUUUUAUGUAAAUCGCAAUAUUAAGCUGACUAGCCAUUGA
Molecule: messenger RNA, 840 nt
Organism: Aricia agestis (brown argus)
Lineage: Eukaryota; Metazoa; Arthropoda; Insecta; Lepidoptera; Lycaenidae
Gene: Naa80
Product: N-alpha-acetyltransferase 80
Exons: 2
Coding region: 76-684 (202 amino acids)
Biological process (GO): protein acetylation
Cellular component (GO): cytoplasm
Molecular function (GO): N-acetyltransferase activity; acetyl-CoA binding
Source: RefSeq, a predicted model, not a curated record